Molecule: messenger RNA, 1508 nt
Organism: Ochotona curzoniae (black-lipped pika)
Lineage: Eukaryota; Metazoa; Chordata; Mammalia; Lagomorpha; Ochotonidae
Gene: CABS1
Product: calcium binding protein, spermatid associated 1
Exons: 2
Coding region: 57-1241 (394 amino acids)
Biological process (GO): spermatogenesis
Cellular component (GO): mitochondrial inner membrane; motile cilium
Molecular function (GO): calcium ion binding
Source: RefSeq, a predicted model, not a curated record
GGAUACACUAAGACCAGAAGAAAGACCUGUGAGCGUGCACAGCACCACUUCACCUCAUGGCCGAAGAUGGUUUGCCUAAAAUUUAUUCUCAUCCUCCAACAGAAAGCAGUAAAACACCAAAUGAAGCAACCAUUUUCAUUGGGACUGACAAUGCUGCUCCUAGAUCAGAAACAGUGAUUACUUCAGAAGGAGACCACAUUACUUCAGUAAAUGACUUCCUGCUAGAAGGUGAUUUUUCAGCAACCACAGGCAAUAAGCUUAUUGCUACAAAGGAAAAACUCAAAUCAGAGGAUGACUUGGAGACCCAUAAAAUUAAGCCAAUGACUCCUCUGGAGAAAGAUGUUACCAGUGUGUCUGAUGCUACAGACUCCAGAGCCAACGAGCACAUUACUGAAAAUUUCAUUUCAGUGAAACGUGGGAGCAUUUCACCACCUGUUGCUACUGUUUCUUUAAUAGAUUUUUCCACUGAUAUAACAAAAGAAGAAAUCAUCUUGGCUACUAUUGACACAGGGAAUGAAGAAAUCUCGAUAACUUCUGAACUCUCUGGCACACUGGAAAAAAGCGACACUGGCAUUGCAGACCCACCCACUUUUCCAGAUAAAAAAGGUGAAGAAGAUGUAAAAAAUUUUAACUCCCCAGUCGACUCCAAUAUCCCUGCUGAUGAUGCUGUCACGGACUCCCUCAUUCCUGAAGAUGAAAUCCCUCCUUCAACUGGAAAAAUCUUCCCCACUAUUCCAGACAUAACUGUUCUUGAAGAAGAGAAUGUGACUGAAAUUGACCUAGCUGUUUCAGAUGAUGAGCCCAGUGCUGUAACUAAACUUAUUGACUCAGAUGAGGAAAAAUUCAUUACUGUGUUUGAGCUCACUGCUGUUCCCGAAAAAGACAAAGAUAACCCAGAAGAUACCCCACUAGCUGACAAAGAUUCGACUGAGGGGGUCAGUAUGUGGAUGGAGAGUGAUGUACCAACUAAACCAGAGACCCAUUCUGUUUUGCUUUCUGCUGUUGAAUCUAGAUACGACUUUGUCGUCCCAGCAUCAGCUGCUAUGAAUUUCAUAGAUGAAUUAUCUACUAGCUCAACAGAAGACUUAAGCAGCAGGUCAGAAUCCGCAACGAGCGUCACUGAGCCAUUUUCUGAAAAUAACCCUGCAUUAGAUACUCCAAACUACAAGGAAGAUACCUCUACAACUGAAACUGGGAUCUUCAAACUACUGAAAGAAGAUCCAGAUGAAUUCAUGAUUUGAGAGCAGCAAAUGGAAUGCACGUAGGCUUGUAUAAUAGCCUGGCCCAUUAGUCUUAAAAUGGAAGAAGUUUUUCCUGCAGGCAAAAAUCUGGAAAAAAAAAAAUUGAAGAACAUGGAUAAGUAAGGUCUAAAACACUGAUAAUUACACUCUUCGUUUGAUCUUGGGUAGCAAUUCAAGAACUUCAUUCUUUUCUGAAACAGACUUCUUUAAGGGAUCUGUCUUCAGUGUUUCAAUUUUUCAUUAAUAAAUCUUUUUGACAGCAACUAA